UGUGGCAACUCCAAAGCACAUGGCCAGAGUUUUUUCCAUUACAAAUACAAAAACAGCGUCAGCGACGCAUUUUAAUAGUGUUUCGAAUUUAUUAAGAUUUAAAUUAGGUGUAUUUUAUCAAUCCACUGCGCGGGGUGACCGGCGAACAAUGAGUGACAGCAAGGAAAACGAUAAAGAUGUCAACGAAGACAAUGACGCAGUGGGCACGAAGUUGGCGUCGACGUCAACGUCAACAGCAACAACAACAACAACAGAAACAGACUCUGACAGCGGCAGCGGCAGCGAAGAAGACAAUGGUACUAUGGAUAUGAUUCGACGAUUCUUUUCACAGACAUUCAAUUUGAGCUCUGGCACAUCACCAGACCAGGAAGUGGCAGCUGUGGAUCGGGUUAUACCGGAACUGACCUUUGAGGGUCUAAUGUCGCACUGGCGCGAAAAUGGAUUCAAGAACAUUGUGACCAUGGUAGGCGCUGGAAUAUCCACAUCUGCUGGUAUUCCGGACUUUCGUUCCCCUGGCUCUGGCUUAUACAAUAACCUUAAGAAGUACAAAUUGCCACACCCGACAGCUAUAUUUGACGUGGACUAUUUCCAAAAGAAUCCAGCUCCAUUCUUUGCCCUGGCCAAGGAGCUCUAUCCGGGCUCCUUUGUGCCCACCCCGGCACACUACUUUGUGCGUCUGUUGCAUGAGAAGGGUCUGCUACAGCGACACUACACACAGAACAUCGACACUUUGGAUCGCUUGGCUGGUUUGCCCGAUCACAAGAUUAUCGAAGCACACGGCAGCUUUUAUACAAACCAUUGUCUCGGUUGUAGAAAGGAAUACGACAUGGCUUGGAUGAAGAAACAGAUAUUCGCAGAUCAGUUGCCCACCUGUGAGCAGUGCAAGGGACUUGUUAAGCCGGACAUUGUGUUUUUCGGUGAGAAUUUGCCCGUAUCCUUCUACACCAGUCCCGAUGAGGACUUCAAGGACUGCGACCUUCUCAUCAUCAUGGGCACUUCCCUUGAGGUGCAGCCAUUUGCUUCCUUGAUCCAACGCGCUGGUCCGCGUUGUAUCCGCUUCUUGAUCAAUCGCGAUGCUGUUGGCCGAUCAAGCUUCGCGCCCUGGAUGGAUCCUACCGAGAGGUCACUGCUCUAUGGCAAACCCAAGAAUGUUCGUGAUGUGGCGUAUCUUGGAGAUUGCGAUGCUGGUGUCCUGGCAUUAGCCGAAGCUCUCGGCUGGGAAGAUGAACUGCAGCAGCUAAUUGAUGGAGGACAGAACCAAGAGGCUAAUUUCGAGGAAGCCGCUUCAGGAUCAAGUUCCAAAAAGUAAACUCUGAGUACAAUGGUUGCUUUUAAGUUAGUUAUGCAAAAUGUUAGUGUUAAUUAGGAAAUUGUUUAGCGUGCAAUAUGUAAUUACAUAAGGCGUGUGUGAGAAACGGAUAUGGAUAAUG
Messenger RNA from Drosophila innubila, 1430 nucleotides. RefSeq names its product NAD-dependent protein deacetylase Sirt2 (gene Sirt2). Gene Ontology annotation, molecular function: NAD+ binding. NCBI's taxonomy places the organism in Eukaryota, Metazoa, Arthropoda, Insecta, Diptera, Drosophilidae. The record is from RefSeq and is a predicted model, not a curated record. The transcript is spliced from 4 exons. The coding region runs from base 20 to 1309 and encodes 429 amino acids.